AUGGAAGAUGAGGAGGACGACGGGUUCGAGACCUUUUCAAGCGACGAAGACAUGGAUCCUGAAUUUGACGAGCAAGACUCGGUCUCGGAAGCUCUAGACGAGGAUUCGGAUUCACUGGAUGAAGAAAACGACGACCCACCGAUGUCGGUAGAGCAGUGGAAGGCCAAUCUAAAAGCAUGUCUCGACGGAGCUCCCGUCUCGAACGAGUUCCAAGUUGGUCUUGAGCGGUCUACUUAUCCCAAUCCGGGCCUGGAGAUCCUGGAUUCGAGCGAGCAGUGGCAUGGUCCUCUCCCGCUCCCGCCAACUGCCCGGGACGUGCGCGAGCUCAAAGACGCAAUCUUAACGACCACGACUACGAGCCUCAAAGUUCCUCACACCCGCUUCCGGAUCACCAACCUGAAGUGGGAGGAAUAUCUCCACGAGGUCACUACGGAAGUAUUCAAGUUCGGGCUCAAGGUGCUCGCCUGGCGCGCGGACGCCAAGCACGAAGGCUUUCCCCUCACCUCGGGGACCCGCCUCGUCCUCUCGUACGCCUUGGUCCGAGCAUGCCCGAGCAACCUCACCACCUCCGGCCACGGGUCCCCGGCCGUCUUCCGGGAUAUCCGACACUCCGAGAUCAACGACCUCCUGAAACGUUGGCCGGUCGAGGUAGACAAGGUGCUGUAUCCUCUCGAGCACGACUAUAGAUGGGGCAACGAUCGAAUCCUGCCCGGCAAUUUCCAGGGUCGCGACGACGCCUUGUUUCGGGCCUUGCGGUCCUUGCCGGAAAUCUCCCGCAACUUCUAUCUCCUCCUCGCCAAGGCUACCUGGAGCAGCAUUGGCUCGGGCAGGAGGCCAAUCCUUGCCCCCUGCGACCCCUUGGCGACAAUUCUCAGCGCCCGCGGCUUUCCCGAUCACGGCACAGAGCGCCACUCACGUCCUUGGGGCCAGAUCCACAAUUUGCAUCAGCAGAUGAUAGUCAUCAUUCCCAAGGCGUGCCUCGUGGACUUAAUGAAGCACCACGUCACGGGCCUCCGCCACAUCGUCAAACUCGUGGGCACCGACUCGGAGAGAAACCCCAGUGACAGCGCCCUGCGGCAGGUCGCCCUGACUGUCUUGGAAGAAGUCGUCCAGUACGUCGAAAAGAACUGGAGAGGCCACCACCCCUCCACUCUGACCCAGGUCAUGUUAUGGGCGAUCAAGCUAGACGACGAAGAGCUUUUUCAGCGAACCAUAAACGUCUAUUCUGAGGCGGAGCUGCCACCCGGGCCCCUGGCCAACGCUGUCGCCGGCCUAAUGCGGAAACGAACAAAGACUGACGCAGAGCUUGAUCCUGACUGGGAUAAGUGCGAUACCGAAUAUAUCUGCAAGAGAGGCGCUACUACUCGCCCUGUUCGAAAGAGACGGCCAUCCCGAAUAUCCCGAAUCCAAAAAUUCUUCGGCGUGCUCCUCCGGGAGGCAGGCUCAAAGCUGGUGGUGGCCCUCGACGAAAGCGACUUUUACGAGUUCUCCGUCGAGCCCGAGUCCCUCAAGCACGCGCACAUCGCCGUCCGCGGCGACGGCGACAAAGUCACCGUCCGAGGCCGCCAGCGCUCCAACCAAGUCAUGGAAGCCCUCCCGGACAGCGACUACUUCAUCCGCGUCCUCGACCAGCUCCUCGAAGUCCUCGAGCGCCACACCGUCGACCCCGUACCCGCCCCCGUCGUCGAGUUCGUGCACCAAAUGGACCCCAUCCUCGCCGACGAGUGGACGCGCCUGGGCUUCAUCGACCUCACCUCCGUCGAGGACCGCGAGGACCGCGAGGGCCGAAAGGAGCGCUUCGAGCACGUCCGCUCCUGCCUCCCCGCCGGCCUGUUCAAGAUUGACCACGUCCUCGUGCGCGGCUGCCACUACGCCCGCGUGCGCAAGCUCCUCGUCGACCGCGCCACCGAGCUGCGCGUGCACCGCGAGGAGAUGGCCGCCUUUGGGCGCCGCGCGGACCGCUACACGCGUCGUUACGUGCGCACGAUUCUCGGCGCGGAAACGUUUGACAAGCUCAAGGCGAAGCUGGAAUUUUCUCUGGGCCAGCGCGAGAGGCUGUACCGCGAGGAGGAGAGGGCGAGGGCUGCUGAGGAUGAGCGUCGGCGCCGAGCGUUUACAAGCUUAGACGUCUAG
Molecule: messenger RNA, 2133 nt
Organism: Parascedosporium putredinis
Lineage: Eukaryota; Fungi; Ascomycota; Sordariomycetes; Microascales; Microascaceae
Source: the annotation of a GenBank genome assembly